AUGAUUCACUUUCUUCUCUUGGUUUCGCGACAGGGGAAGGUCCGGCUGUCCAGGUGGUACCUCCCGCCGGCAUGUCCUGCGCAGAGUGUAUGCGGAUCCGCCGAGGGCUCCCCGGCGACGAGCGCCUUCUCUGCGGGCGUUUCCAUGAAAGAGAGAAGCGAACUUCUCCGGGAGGCAGCCUCCAGAGUUCUCCAAAGAAGUGCAAAGCAAUGCAACGUCGUCGAGUGGAGAGACGACACCAAACUCGUAUUCAAGCGAUACGCGAGUCUCUUCUUCAUCGCGUGCGUCGACAGCAAUGAGAACGCGCUGCUGACUUUGGAGGUGAUUCACCACUUUGUUGAAAUCCUGGAUCGCUACUUCGGCAACGUCUGUGAACUCGAUCUCAUCUUCAACUUCCACAAGGCAUACUAUCUUUUGGACGAGAUCAUUUGCGGCGGCGAAUUGCAAGAAACCAGCAAGAAGGCAGUCCUGCGCGUGAUGAAUGCACAAGAUGCGUUGAUGGAAGAAAGCAACUCGAAGGGCGGGCUGAAACUCACCUGA
Neospora caninum is the source of this 540-nucleotide messenger RNA. RefSeq lists its product as hypothetical. Gene Ontology annotation, biological process: vesicle-mediated transport; protein transport. NCBI's taxonomy places the organism in Eukaryota, Apicomplexa, Conoidasida, Eucoccidiorida, Sarcocystidae. Gene Ontology annotation, cellular component: intracellular membrane-bounded organelle; AP-1 adaptor complex. The record is from RefSeq and is a predicted model, not a curated record. The coding region runs from base 1 to 540 and encodes 179 amino acids. The transcript has 3 exons. Gene Ontology annotation, molecular function: clathrin-cargo adaptor activity.